This is a messenger RNA of Lutra lutra (Eurasian river otter), 1590 nucleotides long. RefSeq names its product elongation factor 1-alpha 1-like. Gene Ontology annotation, molecular function: GTPase activity; GTP binding; translation elongation factor activity. Gene Ontology annotation, biological process: translational elongation; translation. NCBI's taxonomy places the organism in Eukaryota, Metazoa, Chordata, Mammalia, Carnivora, Mustelidae. The transcript has a single exon. The record is from RefSeq and is a predicted model, not a curated record. The coding region runs from base 52 to 1440 and encodes 462 amino acids.
UUGCCGCCGGAAAACAGGUGUCGUGAAAACCACCGCUCAGCCUAAGCCAGAAUGGGGAAGGAAAAGACUCAUAUCAACAUUGUUGUCAUCGGACACGUAGAUUCGGGCAAGUCUACCACUCCUGGUCAUCUGAUCUACAAAUGUGGUGGGAUCGACAAAAGAACUAUCGAAAAAUUCGAGAAGGAGGCUGCUGAGAUGGGAAAAGGCUCCUUCAAGUAUGCCUGGGUCUUGGAUAAACUGAAAGCUGAACGUGAACGUGGUAUCACCAUUGAUAUCUCCCUGUGGAAAUUCGAGACCUGCAAGUAUUACGUGACCAUCAUCGAUGCUCCAGGACACAGAGACUUUAUUAAAAACAUGAUUACAGGCACAUCUCAGGCUGAUUGUGCUGUCCUGAUUGUUGCUGCUGGUGUUGGUGAAUUUGAAGCCGGUAUCUCCAAGAAUGGGCAGACCCGUGAGCAUGCCCUUCUGGCUUACACACUGGGUGUAAAACAACUAAUUGUUGGUGUUAACAAAAUGGAUUCCACUGAGCCACCCUACAGCCAGAAGAGAUACGAGGAAAUCGUUAAGGAAGUCAGCACCUACAUUAAGAAAAUGGGCUACAACCCCGACACAGUAGCAUUUGUGCCAAUUUCUGGUUGGAAUGGUGACAACAUGCUGGAGCCAAGUGCUAACAUGCCUUGGUUCAAGGGAUGGAGAGUCACCCGUAAAGAUGGGAAUGCCAGUGGAACCACACUGCUUGAAGCUCUGGAUUGCAUUCUGCCACCAACUCGUCCAACUGACAAGCUCUUGCGUCUGCCUCUCCAGGACGUCUACAAAAUUGGUGGUAUUGGCACUGUCCCUGUGGGCCGAGUGGAGACUGGUGUUCUUAAACCUGGCAUGGUGGUCACCUUUGCUCCAGUCAAUGUUACAACUAAAGUCAAGUCUGUUGAAAUGCACCAUGAAGGUUUGAGUGAGGCUCUUCCUGGGGACAAUGUGGCCUUCAAUGUCAAGAACGUAUCUGUCAAAGAUGUUCGUCGUGGCAAUGUGGCUGGUGACAGCAAAAAUGACCCACCAAUGGAAGCAGCUGGCUUCACAGCUCAGGUGAUUAUCCUGAACCAUCCAGGCCAAAUUAGUGCUGGAUAUGCACCUGUGCUGGAUUGUCACACAGCUCACAUUGCUUGCAAGUUUGCUGAGCUGAAGGAGAAGACAGAUCAUCGUUCUGGAAAAAAGCUGGAAGAUGGUCCCAAGUUCUUGAAAUCUGGUGAUGCUGCCAUUGUUGAUAUGGUUCCUGGCAAGCCUAUGUGUGUUGAGAGCUUCUCUGACUAUCCUCCUCUGGGCCGUUUUGCUGUUCGUGACAUGAGACAGACGGUUGCUGUGGGUGUCAUCAAAGCAGUAGACAAGAAGGCAGCUGGAGCUGGCAAGGUCACCAAGUCUGCCCAGAAAGCUCAGAAGGCUAAAUGAAUAUUAUCCCCAAUACCUGCCACCCCAGUCUUAAUCAGUGGUGGAAGAACGGUCUCAGAACUGUUUGUGUCAAUUGGCCAUUUAAGUUUAAUAGUAAAAGACUGGUUAAUGAUAACAAUGCAUCGUAAAACCUUCAGAAGGAAAGGAGAA